Messenger RNA from Patiria miniata (bat star), 2533 nucleotides. Its product is annotated as 2'-5'-oligoadenylate synthase 1A-like. The record is from RefSeq and is a predicted model, not a curated record. The transcript is spliced from 5 exons. Bases 400 to 1440 code for a protein of 346 amino acids. Lineage: Eukaryota; Metazoa; Echinodermata; Asteroidea; Valvatida; Asterinidae. Gene Ontology annotation, molecular function: double-stranded RNA binding; 2'-5'-oligoadenylate synthetase activity. Gene Ontology annotation, biological process: regulation of ribonuclease activity. Gene Ontology annotation, cellular component: cytosol; membrane; nucleoplasm.
CAUGACAAAAGCCCGCAGUAUUGAGCAACAGUUUAGUCAUUUGGAAUUACCCGACACUUAGCAGAGCGGCACAUUAAUAAAUGAUAAUUUGUAUCUGGACUUCGUAAUCUAUUUCCUCGAUUUCUCAUCCGGGGAAUUCCAGUCUUCUGUCCGCUGAGUGUUCAUUAAAAAUUAACCGACGAUAUUAUUGGUGGGAGCCAUCAUAUACGAAUAAAUGUGUAUAUAGUUGCUAGGUUAUAUCUAAUUGCUAUGAGCUGCCAUUACCAUCUGGCGAACGUCGUUCAGCAGGAAAACGUGAAGCAGUCUGAUUUGUGUUUCUAGAUCGCAGAAAACAGCUGUCAAAGACUGAUUUUGGAUUUUGGAUUUCUCGAAGAGAGUAAGUAGAACCGUGGCAUCAGCAUGGCAUCGGCUAACAGUGAGCCGUGGUGUUUGCCUCCAAGCAAAUUGGAGAAGUGGUACAAUGAAAAUGUUCAAAAGGGUACGGCAUCUUUCGACGCUACAUGUCGUGAAGCGGUGAACGACGUCGUCCGAUCUAUCCAGCGAAUUUGCUCUACGGAUGGAGACAUGUUCAAUGUCAGCGAAAUUUUUAAGGGCGGAUCCCUCGGAAAGGGAACCAUGGUCCAGAAUUUGUCUGAUGUGGAUCUGGUUGCGUUCAUCAACCCGCCCUACCUGCAACAUAUUCAUACGGUGGAAGCCAAACGCUACAGGAAGCAAUUAAGGAAGGUUAUCAGUAAAAUGAAGGCAGCACUGAGAAAAGAAGCGAAGUUUUUCACACACCUCGUGAAGAACAUCAGUAGUUCUACUUUCCUGGUAAAGUUCACAAUCGUCGUUGGGGAUCGUCCGCUGAAAGUAGACCUUCUUCCAACGGCGUCCAUCCCUCCUGGUGUUGAGGGUCGGGCCUUGUUCGAGACUAUGAUGACUCGAAGCAGCGAGGACAGAGAAUUGUACUCUGUAUCGUUCGCAAAGAGUCAGGUAGAUUUCGUCAAGCGUCAGCCUGGAUGUGUCAAGGAGCUCAUACGUUUGGUGAAGAAUUGGGCGUACACGGAGCUACCCGAGGAACUUCAGAAGUCCUACCCGCUAGAGUUGAUUACAAUCUUCAAAUGGCAGAGGGCUGGGAAGCCGGAGAGUUUCAAUAAAACCAGGGGGUUGAAGGAUGUCCUCAGAUCACUGCAGGCAAUAAAAGCACUACGGACAUAUCAUAUGGCCCAAUAUUCUUGCAGCAAACAACUUGCAAAAAGCAUAUUUUGUCAACAACCCUCUAAAGGCCCUAUCAUGUUGGACCCUGUCAAUCCAACCAACAACGUCUUCGAAAUCUACCAAAGGGCCGGUAAUUCCAAGAAGAUUAGCAGGGCUGCCAGAAAGACACUCGGAUCCGAACUCCUGAAGAAUGUCACGUUGGCCAGCCGUCGUCGAAAACAUUGGGGUGAUCCAGCAGUGUAACUUGGGGCCACCUCUUUUUUUCACAAGAAAAAGCUCAAAUGCCUACCCAAAUUCUGAGCAAGGGGAGAGGGGCACAAUAUUAUUUUCUGUGCCGGGAGCGGCACGUGUCGUGUCCCUAUUCCUCUUGCUUAUUCACACCACGGAAAAUAUACUUCAAAAAUAGACAUCAUAAAUUCAGUCUUUAUAAAUUUGGUUUGCUUUAACUUUUAAUUUUAACUUCGCUGAAAUACUCUUCUUAUUGUGUGAAAAAAACGUUGGUCAAUCUUGACCUUUUCUUGAAUGGUGAAGACUUUGCUGGUAAAGGUUAUAGUUGGUAUAUUUUCGAGAUAUGCUUAAAAAAAUACUCUAAAUUGACCACACAAAGUCUUCACAAAAUUUCACAAAGUCUUCGUGCGUAUGUCUUUAAAUAUUUACAUGUACAUGCACAACUUUGCUUAUGACUGAAUUUUGUCAAACUGUAUUGCUGAGUUUAAGUCGCUUGCCAGCAGAGAUCUUUAUACAUAUACCUUAAAGUACAGUUUUGUAAAAUAUUGAUUGAAUGAUUUAUAAACCAUAUUCCGGCUCCUGAUUUAUUAACAAUUUAUUAACAAAAUGGCCGACACUGGAAUUUGCUUCGCCUGCGUGAUUCUGUGGUCUGACCACAACUCAGAAAGAAUGUCUGGAGAAAUUGCAAAGGCAAGCAUUUCGCAUAAUUUUAUCUGAGUACAGGCUCCUGUAGGAACGUACAUACCACUCGUACAAACAGGCCUGUGCCAAUCUCAUCACAUCCUUACUGGGUCAGAGGGACUAAAAUAAAAAGCCACAAAAACCUCAGGAACUCUGAUAAACUUACCCAGUGUCGGAUGCAUGAGGCUAGUCGUUACAAGAACAGCCCUAUAUUCCUUUUUUUACCUUCAAUUAUAUAUAAUCAGUGUAUUAUUUAUUUAUAUUUUUUCCUGUUAAUCACCCUUUGUGGUUGUUUUUAAUACAUGUACAUUGUCCAUGUUGAUCACGUGAUAUAUGUGUGUAUGUCAGUGUUCUUAUCAGCUUUGUGAAAACAAUUCAUGUGAUAAGCCUCUUCGGAGUUCCAACUGUGCGCAUUCGUAACCCGUGA